GCGCAUGCGCUGGAGGAAAAAGCAGUGCUCUAGUCACUGUGCAGCAAGUGCUCGGCAUGUUUACUGUGACAUCCGUCAUGUGACGUGUUGGACUCUAUAAGACUAAUGUUAACGUGUUAACGGUUCGUAAAAAUGUUGAAACGGACUUCCGCCGCAUGGAGUCGUACUGAAGGGCGACAACAGUCUGCUAUGCUGUGGGUAAAAUAUUGAGUUGCAGCAAAGCUGGACUGUAACGUACCCGGAUUGUCCUGCUACACAACCAUUGCCUACAGUGGGAGGUUUGCAGGCUGCUUUACAUCGUUGCUGUUUUCUGACUGAAGAUUCUACAUGCUUGAAAGCAUCUGCUCCCAGGGUCUGACACAAUGGAUGGUGUGGACCUAAAGACACUUGCAUAUGAAUGUCAGCACUGUCGAUCUUGUCUUGGAGUUAAAACUUUUUUUUCCCCCACUUACAAGAGAGCUUCCUUCUGUCCUACCUUCCCAGUUUCUGCACUGUAUGUGUGUGAAGAGAUCAUCUAAAAGCUGUUAAAAAAAGGCAGCUGUAGAUUUGCGUUAUCAGAUAAGCACAGAUAAUUAUAAAUAAGAGAGUCUCUGUGAUGGACAUGGGAUUUUCCUUUAUGGAUUGGUUUCAAUAACUAGUAAGCCCAAAUCCUUACUGUAGGUGGUGGGAUGUCGAAAAAUCAAGACGACAAAAUGGUAAAGUUUUUGGCCCCUCCUCAGAAGGGAAAUAGCCCUAGUACUGGGUCAGACUCAAUGAUGAGUGAGGGUCGGCCAUCAGAAGUAAGGCGUAGACAUCAUACCAUGGAGCGUGACAGGUGUAACCCCGAACAUCGUUUUUUGCGGCGUAGUGUUAUCAGCGAUUCCAAUGCUACAGCGUUGGCACUCCCUUUACCUAGCAAGAUUCCAAUCCCUUUGCCUCCAACAUUUCUGCCCCAGGAAGCCAUUCCACAAAGGCAACAGACUGCUGCUGCUCACUUGCAACAUACUGAUGCAAGUUUAAUUGAAAAUGAGAUAUCUGCUGUUCAUGAAAAGGGACAGGUAGAAAGAAAAGAAGGAGAAGCAGUCGAGGAGGAUGUUGUGCCUUUUAAACAGGAGCCUGCCACUGUACAGGAUAUCUGCGAUGGCGAAGUGGUAGUCGCAUCACACUCUGUGCCGGAACUAGGAAGUGCAUUGCCAAGUCAAACACAAGAUAUAUCUGAAGUUAAGGUACAGCUUUUGGAAGGAGAAGAAGAGGAUAAGGAAUCUGUCAAGGCCCGAAUAGAAGCAGAGCAGAGAGAAGCAGAGAAAAAAGUGGAGGAUGAUACAGAAGAGGCAGAGACCAAAGCAGUAGGAACAUCACCAGAUGGACGUUUUCUUAAGUUUGAUAUCGAAAUUGGACGUGGCUCCUUCAAGACUGUCUACAAGGGCCUGGAUACAGAGACCACAGUGGAGGUGGCCUGGUGUGAACUGCAGGAUCGUAAGCUGUCAAAGACAGAGAGGCAGCGAUUCAAAGAGGAAGCAGGGAUGUUGAAGGGACUGCAGCAUCCCAACAUUGUUCGCUUUUAUGACUCCUGGGAGGGACCCUCCAAAGGCAGGAAGUGCAUUGUUCUGGUCACUGAGCUCAUGACUUCUGGCACACUGAAAACAUACCUGAAGCGUUUCAAAGUGAUGAAAAUAAAAGUGUUGAGAAGCUGGUGUAAACAGAUCCUCAAGGGGCUUCACUUCCUUCAUACUCGUGCUCCCCCCAUCAUCCACAGAGACCUCAAGUGUGACAACAUUUUCAUCACAGGCCCAACAGGAUCAGUAAAGAUCGGAGACUUAGGACUAGCCACACUCAAGCGAGCAUCCUUUGCCAAGAGUGUUAUAGGUACCCCAGAGUUCAUGGCGCCUGAGAUGUAUGAGGAGAAGUACGACGAGUCAGUGGAUGUGUAUGCCUUUGGAAUGUGCAUGCUGGAGAUGGCCACCUCAGAGUACCCAUACUCAGAGUGCCAGAAUGCUGCACAGAUCUACCGCAGAGUUACCAGCGGAGUGAAGCCGGGCAGCUUGGACAAGGUGGCUUUCCCUGAAGUGAAGGAGAUCAUCGAGGGAUGCAUUCGCCAGAACAAAGACGAGAGGUACUCGAUCAAGGACCUUCUGAACCACGUGUUCUUCCAGGAGGACACCGGUGUGCGUGUGGAACUGGCAGAGGAAGAUGAUGGAGAGAUGGAGGCUAUAAAGUUGUGGCUGAGAAUCGAGGAUAUUAAGAAACUCAAGGGGAAGUACAAAGACAAUGAAGCUAUUGAGUUUUCCUUUGAUCUGAACAAGGAUGUUCCUGAAGACGUCGCCCAGGAAAUGGUUGAGUCUGGUUAUGUGUGUGAAGGUGACCACAAGACCAUUGCGAAGGCUAUUAGGGACAGGGUGUCUUUGAUCAGUCGCAAGAGAGCACAGUGGCAGCAGGUCCGAGAAGAUCAAAACAAGAAGUUUGACGACGAGACGCAGAGCCAGGUCAUGUCAGCACAGCAACCAGGACAACAGUCUGGUACCGACUUGUCCCAACCAGUGGCUCCGUCGACAUCUUAUGUCCCUCCGCAACAAAUCCAACACAGCUCACAGAUCUCUGCACAACCUGUAUGUCACCAGAGUCUACAGCAUUCUGGCUACAGCGCGCCUCAGUCAACCCCGCUCACUGCUAUGUCACAGGGGGUCCCUUAUGUUCCUCAGUCAAAUGUACAAGUUCAGGGACAAAGUGUGGCCAACCUUCAGCCCGAGUCAGAGGAGCCGGAGGCUGAACAACACCAACAGUUACCACACACUGGAGCUGCUCACAUUGCAGACAGGUUACCUACUUCUUCUAUUGUCACAGAGGCCCAGCCUCCUCAGCCUGGAUUGUCCUACAGCUCUCCUCCUAUUCAGCACCUUCAGCCCCAGCUGUCGUGCUCACAGACCCAAUCUGAACAAAUGCAGCAGCAGCAGUUGUCAGUGGUUCAGCCCCAGGUGCAGGGUGUCCAGUCAGAAGGUCUAUCAGUUACUACAAGCCAGGCUGUUCCUGUACCACCUGCUCAGUAUGGAUCUUACUACCAACCAUCGAUCUCCUCUCAGAUUCCCAACCAACAAGUAACAAUACCACCAAUAUCACAGCCAACUGCCCCACAGCAGCAACAACAACAGUGGGCAUCUGGUCAUCAGCUACAGGGUCCUGCGAGUGUUCCUCAGGCAACACCAGCAGAGCAGCCAGUAGGGUGUCCUCUGUUGCCACCAUCUGUAGAAAGCUGCCUGUCAGAUGCAGCUUCUGGUCUCAGUGAUGGCAACGACGGUACUUCAACAUCUGGAGGUCAACACGAGGGGCGCUCGCUGAAGCGACACCAGAGACGCUCUGUACGCAGUCGCUCUCGUCACGAGAAGACAGCAAAGGCCAAGCUGAACGUUAUCAGUAUCUCUAAUGUGGGUGACAGAGUAGCAGAGUGUCAACUGGAAACUCACAACAGGAAGAUGGUGACGUUCAGAUUUGACCUUGAUGGUGACAAUCCGGAGGAAAUUGCACAGAUCAUGGUUGAGAGUGAGUUCAUCUUAGAAUGUGAACGGGACUCAUUCAUUGAGCAGGUCCGGGAAGUCAUAGAAAUGGCCGAUGAGAAAGGAGAGGGGAUAAAGGAGAACUUUCCUCAGAUGAGUGACCAACAACCGCCUGAGCUGUCUCUCCCGAUGCUGCCAGGCAAGCUUGAUUUAAAAUGUUUGGAGUUAAUACUAGUUGUAAAAUCCUUCUGCCUCUUAUGUUUUUUUUUUCUUAUAUUUCGGUCAGGGAUUUCUCCCAGUACUACAGCACAGGUAGUGGAUUCAGCAGCACCGAAGUCUCGUCUCAGAGACCAGUUCUUUGGAGCUCCCUCUGCUAAUACAUCCUUUGGAGAUGAACCUGCCCCCGCUCCAUCUGUCAACCUGGCCUUGUCUCUGUCUGCCCCCGCCGGGACCCUGCAGCAGGCUUUCAGCAACAUCAAGCAGGCACAAGUAGAGAACGUUAGCACACUUGACCCGCCUGAUACUAAGCAGGACCAAGGCGCUGUGGCUUCCACCAUGGCUGCACAUAGCCAAAACUCUAACAAUAUUGUUGCUCCUGUGGAAGCUGCAGCCUCCACCACUAGCACCAGUUUCCCAGCAUCUUCUACAUCCUCAGUACCUGCCCUGAGUGGGAGGGUUUCACCUCCACCUGUACCCACCCAGGCCCAAACCUCUGCCCCUGUUAUUGUCGAUCCCAUUCUACCUCCCCAGGCUUCCCACGAAUCUCCUCCAUCCCAGGUCUCAUCAGCUUGCAGUAUCCCUCCCUUGACGUCCAGCACUUCUCCACCCUCCGGGGCUCACAUGAGUGGCGCUGCUGUCACCGUCUCUUCUGUUCCUUCAUCUGGCAGCAACGGUAGUACCGUUCCUGCCUCAGAGCAGCAGCCUUUCAGUGUUGCUGUCACAUCUUCCCAAGCUAAUUCAUCCAUCCAUGCCCCACAACAUACACAUCAAUCCUCACCACCCACCUCCUCCACUAGCCAAAGUCAGGUCCAAGUGCAGUCAUUGGAGUCAGAGGCGGCUGAUCUGCUGUCGAAGAGCGCCGGCAGAGAUGACAUCCAAGCUUUAGAUAAGAAGCUGCGCUCCCUCUUCAAAGACCAAAGUGCUGCCUCAGCAUCAAUGGAUUCCAGUCAACCCACAGGGACCACUUCACCUACCCCUGGCACUGUUUCUCCUCCACCCGGCCUCGUCAUGGUGCCUCCAACCACCCUUCCACUAACUCCUGGGGUACAGGCUGUCCUUGGCUCUACAACGACACCAGGACAAGGUCUAACCCCUUCAGGACAUAUCCACACCCCACCAACAAAGCCCAGGGCACAGACAUUACCUACUGGUUUUGAUCAAGUGGCUACACCCCCCCCUGACUCUGCUCCUCCAUUCCCUGGCCCAAAUCUGACGCAUCAGCCUUUAGAUAAUUUGGAUGCACAGCUGAGGAGAGCUCUGAGCCCAGAGACUGUCCAGACAGCUAAAGGAGAUCAGCCUCAAGGAUCGGGUUUCACAACGGGACGUUUCCAGGUUUCUGUUGCCACUGAUGAUGUGUCCAGUGGCUUUCCUGAUGGUGCCAGCAUUGUUUCUUCUUCCUCUCUCACUCCAUCCUCUACCACCUCCUCAUCCUCUUCCUCUUCCUCCUCCUCACCCUCGAGUCCAGAAAAUACUCUCCACAGAUCGUCAGCUUUGUUCAAAGGAGUUUGUGAGACUGAUGCCGUAAAAGGAGCUUCAUCUGUCCACGUUGGUACCAUCAGUCAGUCUACUACUAUUGGACGGUUUCAUGUGUCUGCGAGCAGCAAUGCUGCAGCUGAACCCACUCCAAACAGCAGCUCCAAAAUGGGCCGAUUUUUAGUUACAGUGACUCCAGCAACAGGCUCCAGUCCAUCACAUGACUCCAGCAAGCACAACGGACCUUCAUCCUCAACAUCUGACCAGCAAAAUGCGCAUGCCAGUUACAGUAGUGAUAAUGACGACUCUGAGGCAGAAGACGAGGCUUUGCAGAAAGAAAUCAGCAAUCUGAGAGAAAAGUAUGUCUUCUUUUCAAACAUGUCUCUGGGGUCACCACAAGUGUGUCAAAAUGAGGUCACAGGUCAAAAAAGUUUAGAGACCACUGAAAUAAUGAUUAUGUUUAAUAUGAAAAGAAAAGAUAAUUUCUCACUUUUUUUGUUUCUCUUUUUACAGAUCAUUCCACCGGUCAACUUGGGCCGUAAAUUUUCCGCUCCUGCUUACCUCUGUCCGACAAUCCCCGCCGCCCCCAACUCCACCACUAACAUCCACCUGAGCAGCGGCGGAAACUCCUCCACCUCUCUGGGGACUCGCCCGGCCACUCUGGGACCAGUAGGUCAGGGGUUCUGUUACACCUCUGCCCAAUACAGCGCCCCCCAAUGGGCAGGAUCCACAGGUACAUGCCAGGUCAACAUGCUCAAUCCCACACAGACAGCAACUCAGUAUCAGCCACCCACCACAGCGUCGGUGCCACUGCACCAAAGCUACCACAUUGGGGCCACACCGGCACCACAAAAGUCCGUCAGUCACGGAGGAUCCAACUUGCGACCCACGUAGCUGGGUCAGUUGCAGACAGUAAAUGUAGAACCCUGAGCUCCUUUCUGUUUAGUAGCUGGAUGCCUCGACAUUGUUUCCUUUUAUCAUUUUGUGUAUCAUUUGGGGAUCGGUCGGUGUCCUCUCAGGCAGAACAAAUCAAUUAAUGGAGGGAGAGUGCAAUACACAUCCACAGCAAAAAAAAAAAAAAAUCUGACACUCAGCCUGCCAUUAGCUGUGGAUAUUACGAGCUGUGACACACGAGUCAGUUGGGUUUUUUGGGAACACGACUGACUCGUCUCUUGAGAGUAAAUGUUGCGAUGUUCUAACUUUGAAGGGGGGGAGGCUUUGAUUAGCAUCCACGCUAAUUCAAGCUCCGGGUCUGUACCUAUUAGGUGUUUUAUGUGAAAUCGAUUCUCGUACUCGCAAAUACAUUUGUUUCAGUGCUUUUCAUAAUGUUCUCUGUGAGGCCUUUGUUUCAUGAAGGCCGACAUCUUGUGCCGCCAAGUUCCUAAAGCAGCACAAACGCAAAACUCGUAUUUCCCCAAACUGGCUGGAAAAGUAAUAGCUGAGCAUUUGUGUUUAGGGAAAUUUGGUGGUCACCAUUAGACCUCGGUGAUUAUUACACACUGGACCUUUAAAAACUGAAGUGGCAUAAAAAUAAUUCAACAACAAACAGACACACACACACACUUGAUUAGUAAGUAUAGCCUCAUUGAUUGACUUAGGAUCGCAGACAGCGUGAGGGGAGUGUAAGAAAAAUAAAGGAUGAGACUAGGACAAAAUAUUUUGAUUUGAGUUGUGGAAAAGGUUCCAACAGAGUCCGACAAAGGUUUGACAGAGGUUUAUGGAUGUUAGGGAGGAGACUGAGAAUUAUAAUUGAGGCAGAAUGAAGGGAGACGGUUGUUAGCAAGCAUGACAGAGGAGAAGGAAGGAGUAAGUAAGUUUCGCUGGAUGGGAAAGGAUGUGAAUGGAACUAUGGAUGCAUCCCAGUGGUUACCUUUGAUUUAAAAUGCAAUAAUGGCCAAAUAAAAAGUAGACGGUCCCUUGUAACUGUUGCCUUAAUCCCCACAUAUGUAAACAUAUAGAUUUUUUUUUUUUGUACAUAGAUAUUUCUACACUGACUUAUGAUUCCACAUAGAGUACAUUUAUGUCUUGUGAGAGUCUGGUGUCAUUUUGAUGAGUCUUCUCUAUUAUAAAGAUUUUUUUCAUCAUCCUGAUAUAUUUUCUCCUAUCUCCUUUGACAUGUGUGAUUGGCAUCUGCCUCCAAGAUGAUCCCCGAUAUGGUGUUGAGCACCAUUCCUAUUUUUUUGAAAAAUGAAGAGGUGACACCAUUGCUGCUGUAGAUCUUUUUUUUCUUUUUAAACUAUAUAUAAAAAAGAAUUGUUUGUUGAGGAUUCUUCUAAUACUCGAGGCAUUUACAGUUUUGGUUUAUCUACAUGAUUCGAAGGUUUUGGGUGUUGGGAGGCGUGACCUCUGCCGUCCUUUUAAAUGUUUACGUUGAUUACACCCAUGAACGAACGGAAUGCAUUAGCAGUGCAAUAGUGUCACAUCAGUGUUUUUUUUUUUUCCCCUCUCAUUACAUUUAGCUGUCACCACUCGCGUCACAAGUGUCUGGGGUUCUCUUCCUGUGGUCUGUUUUUAUAUGCGUUAUUUAAUAAGACAAACAAAUGUUCUUUAUGGACCUGUAUUCAGCCAUCAGAUUUUGAUGUUGUUUCACUGUAAUUAUUAUUAAAAGUUGUUAAACAACAUAUAGUUAAAGGAUUUUAAAAAAGAAAAAAGUGCAAUUGCGGGGUUGUUGGUAUUCUACUCACCACACAGGAGUCCAUCCUGUGCUUUAUUAAGCUCUUAUAUGCUCUGGCCACCCUGCCCUCCCCUUCCCUCCCGUCCCCCCACUCCCUCCCUCACACAGCCCCUUUCUAUUUUAUUGUAUAUAUGUGAACGUGAGGUAAGCCCUUUUACGUACCGUCGUAUCAGUGGUUAGAGUCUGCUUGUGGUGACCCACUCUACGUGCACAUGCACUCUAACUUGUACACACGAGGAACACGUUAGUGCCUUGCAUCCCUCUGACUCGUUCACUUAUGUGUCUGUGACUCUGCAGAAUGACAAAAAAAAACCCACAAGUUUCUUCUAACAUGAUUUGCACACAACCGGAGAAGAGUGCGUUCACAGCGACCGGUGUGGAAACGGUUUCUUUUGGAUGUUAACGUUUGUGUUGCUCAUGUUUCACUAGCUGUGAAUUUACCUGUUCUGCUCAAGCCUCCACACCACAGGCCGACAUCUGUCCUUUCUGAACUUACGAUAAAAAAACAUUUUCAUCGGAGCACUUGCGUAAAGGUUGUAACGCUCUCACGCUGGUUUAUCUUUUGUUUCCACCACUUCACCAGUGCCAUGCUGUCAUGUUGCGACUCCUUUUGCCCGCCUACAAAUUGGACUUGAGAGUAAAAUUUCUCUAGAGAAACUAACAAGUUACUGCAAUGCAGAAUAUGCAAUGUUCACAGAUGAGACUGGGGCGUGGGGGUGGGAGGUCAUGGAAAACUAUUGCAUGCUGUUGAGGGUUGUUACUGAUUUCAGUGUUUUUUAUAUUGGAAUAAUGGUGAAUUUCUUUUUAUUAUUAUUAUUAUUAUUUGCCCUCCUAUGAGGAUUUAUUUUAUUGCCAUUUACCAAAUUCAGAGGCACUUGAGUUUGAGUCGUGGGCAUGGCGUCUGCAUGCUGGCUUCACUGGUGUUUAAACUGGCUGCUGUACAGCACAAUCUUACAACAGAAGCUAAUAUUCCUGCUCUACCAUGUGAUGUUAAAUGAUUAUCAAAACUCCACAUCCAACUGUGAGGCCAACGUGCAGUAGUGUUUGUUUAACUUUUAUUUCUGGUUCCUCCCUACAGAAUUCAUGUGACUCUUGUAUGUUUUUUCACAUUGUACAAAAUGUAAAAACAAAUAAAAAUAUUAAAGCUCUCAA
Molecule: messenger RNA, 8985 nt
Organism: Cynoglossus semilaevis (tongue sole)
Lineage: Eukaryota; Metazoa; Chordata; Actinopteri; Pleuronectiformes; Cynoglossidae
Product: serine/threonine-protein kinase WNK1-like
Exons: 26
Coding region: 669-6053 (1794 amino acids)
Biological process (GO): protein phosphorylation
Molecular function (GO): ATP binding; protein serine/threonine kinase activity
Source: RefSeq, a predicted model, not a curated record